Messenger RNA from Suillus bovinus, 1173 nucleotides. Its product is annotated as DNA-directed RNA polymerase III, subunit Rpc31. The coding region runs from base 32 to 694 and encodes 220 amino acids. The transcript has 6 exons. Gene Ontology annotation, biological process: transcription by RNA polymerase III. NCBI's taxonomy places the organism in Eukaryota, Fungi, Basidiomycota, Agaricomycetes, Boletales, Suillaceae. The record is from RefSeq and is a predicted model, not a curated record. Gene Ontology annotation, cellular component: RNA polymerase III complex.
UCACCACCAAAUUUAAUUAGGAUUCGAAAAUAUGUCCAGAGGACGCGGCGGUGGACGAGGUGGUGGAAGGGGUGGCUUUCGAAGUGGUGGUGGCUUAGGUGCAGGAAGCAUGCCUCCUAUGGGUCUCACAUUUGCAGACAUACAAGCUAUGUCCAGGGAAGGAGACGCGUUGUACCCACCAUUGGAUCCCCUGCCUGUUCUCACCGAUUACUCUGCAGACGAGAAACGAGUUUGUGAUCUGCAAAUUGGUUUUGUUACCCGUUUACGGCAAUCAGCCUACUAUGUAGUCGAAACGUCGAAGUCAAACGACUUGGAGCGUUAUUCUGAUAAAUAUCGCCAGAGUCCUGCUUCUCAACCUAUACUGAAGCGGAAGGACCUUCAUGCACCCUUUUUUCCCUUAGAGAUAUUUGAGGGCUAUUUCAAUCCGAAAAGAAAACGCAAAGUUGACAAGAAAGGCGCCACAAAACGCCUUAAUCUUGAUGACUUAGCGGAGGACGCCGAGGACCAAGAGAAGUCGGGGGAUGAACGCUCAGACGCUGGAUCACAGCCAGUUGACUCUGACUACGACGUCGAUGAGGAAUAUGACAAUGAUUAUGCGGAGAAUUAUUUCGAUAACGGUGAAGGAGAUGAUAUGGACGGUCUUGGAGACGGCGGCGGCGGAGAUGAUGGAGGUGGUGGAGGCGAUUAUGACUAGGAGAGCACGUCUGUGCAUCUCCCUAGAACAAAAGGACCUGCGAUGCAGAGACCUAGUUAUUAUCAGCAUUCUCACUGCUUCAUCUGGUUUCGACAGUGCUGCAUGUGCCCGCUCGACAACCCUCUAAAAUGCGCACGUUGCCUUGGACCUGUAGACUCAAAGCUCAAGGGGAAAUCAGUUCAACCCGAAUUUUUAUUUUGUGGGUUCUGCAUUAACCACUCUUACAUGUGCGCAAUACGAUAUGGAUUUCUUAAUAAUGAGCCUCAGCUGCGUCUGUGGUGUGAAGGCUUGGUGUGAAUAGGUGGAUUGCUCUCGAAUAUACUCACCCUGGCACAAAAUACUCGGGGGACCUUCGCAUGUGCGCGGACAGUUCGAGACCAGACGUUGCUCCUUACAGUCUCGUUCUGUGUUAUGAUCUGCAGGACGGUCACCCACUUUCGGUAUGCUCAAUGUAGUUAUCGAUGCCGGCACAAGUUGAC